Penicillium soppii is the source of this 2070-nucleotide messenger RNA. RefSeq names its product ankyrin repeat domain-containing protein. Gene Ontology annotation, molecular function: protein binding. The transcript has 2 exons. NCBI's taxonomy places the organism in Eukaryota, Fungi, Ascomycota, Eurotiomycetes, Eurotiales, Aspergillaceae. The record is from RefSeq and is a predicted model, not a curated record. The coding region runs from base 1 to 2070 and encodes 689 amino acids.
AUGACUCUGCUUGAGAGAGGUGCAGACAUCGGCUCUAAGGACCGUAAAGGCCGGGCAUCGCUUUCAUGGGCUGCGGAGAAUGGACAUGACAAUAUUGUCAAGCUGCUGCUCGAAGGGGGUGCGAAAUUCCCAAAAGCAUUCUCAAUCAUGCUUGUGGCCGUAGCAUGGAGCAUAGCCCAACUUAUCGCCUUCAUCAUGGGCCAUACUUCUACCCUAGGCCUACCGCUACCGCCACAACGAAUGGAAACACUGGCCACAGCAUCUAAGGCUAUACAAGAUUAUGUUUCGUCAUUGGCAGGCUGGAAAGAGGCAGGCAAGCUGAUAGACACAGGGGAUGAGACUGGAAGAACUCCCCUUCACUGGGCAAUCACAAAGCGGCAUACCCAUUCUGUGAACGUGCUAUUGAAACAAGGGGCGUCCAUCGACUUACGUGAUAACGAGUCAAAGUGUGCUCUUCAUUUUGCUGCAGAGAUUGGCGACGAACAACUUGUCCGGAAGCUUCUUCAGUCUUCUAGGAGGGUGGAAGCAAAAGACCGGCACGGACGAUCUCCACUGCUAUGUGCAGUGGAGAAUUUACAGACUGGAGUGAUUCAUGCUCUUGUUCGUUCAGGAGCCUGUGUGAAUGUUGUCAACAAUAUGCAUCAGAAUGCGUUACACCUCAUCUGCCGGAGACCUAGGCAUAAGGACCACCUCAGUCUGCUGGAUUAUUUCAUCUCUCAGGGGUCGUUCACAAAUUUCUGUGAUGUGGAUAAUAUGACGCCCCUUUUGUAUGCAUUGGGAAAUCAAUCUGAGGAUCUCGCAUUGCUCUUUUUCAAGAGAGGAGUUGAUGUGAACUUUCGGCUUCACAGGCGGUUGUGGAAUGCAAGGAUGGAAAUUUUUUUCGUGACUUAUGAGAUGAAUCAGAAUUUUGAACAGCCAGUCCAAAUGAAUUCUUCUAUCGGGCUGACUGCACUUCAUUUCUCAGCUUUGAACGGGAUAGUGCGGAUGACAGCUCUUUUACUUGAUCACGACGCUGACCCCAAUGCGUUAGACGAAAGUGGCGACACGCCUCUACAUUUAGCGAUUCGAUGCCAAGUAGGAGGGCACAAGUACGACGACCCGUGGGUGACUGGAGAAUAUGCCGUGGAAGACAUCAACAUUGAUUAUGGAAGCGAGGAAGCAUCCGAUAUAUUGAAAGAAAUCGACCAGGCGAGAGAAGAUACAGUUCAGCUGCUUUUGAACAGCAGUCGCAUUGAUGUGAAUAUUGCAAACAAUGACGGGGAAUGCCCAUUGCAUGUGAUUCCUUUUAAAGAAGAACGAGCGUGCACCGUCCUAUCGAUGCUUCUCGACUGUGGAGCACAAGUGCCCAGCAAUGUAAACGCUGUUCGCAUUUUUUUGCAUAGAGGAUGCGACAUCACUUUACUUGACGUGGAUGGGUUGAGUUCAAUUCACUAUGCUGUUCACAGCAACUGCUCAGACAUCAUACGACUUAUGUUAGAAAGCCGCCAGGAGCAAAUGUCAAGAUUCUGCAUCCGUUAUAAUGAUCUAGAAAAGAGAAUUCUCCAUUACUAUGUUGAAUCACUGGCGUGCUCCACCGAAAUGAUCAGUAUACUCUUGAGACUUGAAUGCGAUAUAAACAAACUUGAUGCAGAGGGAAAUUCUGUCCUCAGUCAAUAUAUAAGUUCCUUUCAUUUUGAACUUCGAUACGACGUCUUUCAACUUCUUCAUCGACAUUCAGGUACAGAAGGGAUUCGCUGGACGGACCGGAAGAAACGAAAUCUUCUAUACUUGUUGAUGCGACAGUAUAGUGAUGAAAACGUCCACAUCCUUGAGGAUCUAUUGAAUUUUGUAGACAUAAGGGCAAGGGACGCUGAUGGCAUGCAUUUUGAACAUCAUGGUGCUAUAUAUGGUGCAUUCACUAAGUCUCUUGCACAGUUCCUCCAAAAAAGGGUAUGUCUCAAUCUUCACAGUAAGGAUUUCAGCGGCAAGACACCCCUUGAUUAUGCCGAAGAAGAAGCCAACCGCGAAUGUCAUGAGGGUAAUCGGUGGCAAGAGUCUUUACAGAAUUUGAGAGAUGUUUGCAAAAGCUGA